UAUUGUGCACACGAGUUGUGUAUAUAGGGAAAUUUCUUCAGAAAAAUCCAGACAUUGGUGACACAUCGCUCUGACACUUUUUGGAUUAUACGGCACAACAUAUUUUUUAUGGUUGAAACAUUUCAUAUGAAAAGAACAGAAAUCGAACAUUUACUGGGUUUAGUGACCAGUUUUGUUUACUUUCGUCGCCGGCCAUAAUCAAAUCGUUUGUACUGCGCAGGAAGACAACAUCAACACGGAAAGAAGUGCCGUCAGUCCAAGAUGGAGGCGGUGGCCCUACAUCCCUUCACUGCUACAGCUGACGAUGAGCUCAGCUUCAAGAAAGGAAAUACUUUGAAGAUUCUCAGUACCUUUGAUGACAAGAACUGGUACAAAGCAGAGCUCAAUGGCAAGGAGGGCUAUGUUCCCCACAAUUAUAUUGAAAUGUGCCCACACUCGUGGUACGUAGGCAAAGUGUCAAGAUCAAAAGCAGAAGAAAUGCUGCUGCAGACAGAACAACCGGAUGGUGCUUUUUUGGUGCGCAAUAGUGAAAGCGCCCCUGGAGAAUUUUCUAUCACAGUCAAGUUUCAGAAUGGUGUACAGCAUUUCAAGGUGUUGCGAGACGGAGGAGGGAAAUAUUUCCUUUGGGUGGUGAAAUUUAACUCCAUUAAUGAGCUGGUCAACUACCACAGAACAGCCACAGUCAGUAGGUCUCACGACAUCUACUUUAAGGACAUGGUGAACCACGAUUUAGAGGUUCCGAAAGUCCGUGCCAUAUUUGAUUUUGAUGCACAAGGAUCCGAUGAACUUGGUUUCCGCAAGGGAGAUGUGAUCAAAGUUACUCAAAAAGUGGACAGUAGUUGGUGGAGAGGUGAGCUUAAGGGCCAGGAAGGAAUGUUCCCAGUCACGUACGUGGAACGCAUUCUUGUGGAUUAAUGAGACUGACGGGGUUCCUAGAACCUCUGUGAUUGAACUUUCUUGCAUUUUGGGAAGGACAGAUUUUGUGGACACAAUGCAUCGGUAUUCAGGAUUGCAGACUGGAUUCAGGAGAAUGUGUUUUAGGCAAAGGAUCUAGUGGUUAUAAAUCCAGUUCUACUCUAUUGAAUAUUUGUUUUUAGUCAUCUUUGAUUUUACUCUUGUUGCCUUGUUUCUAGUUUGAUGAUUGUGAUGUCUUGCCUUCAUUUAUUUGGUUUUUCGUGGUUUUCAGUAGCUAUUUUUUUUUUCCUUUUUUGUAUGUAAAACAAAUCCAUUGUGUAGAGUGAUAGAUGAAUUUUGCAUAGUUUGUGUGGUUUGGGAGAAUUGAUGUAUGUUUGGGUUUUUUUCGAUGUAGAACAAAAUUACAACAUAGUGUGCACCAUUUAAAUCAUGAAGUAAGCAGUAAAAAGUUGAGACCGGUAGAAAUGUUGGCUUGUAGCACAUCUGCAAGAUGCAGUGGCAAGUUUGACACUUUUCAUGACGGUAACUCUUUGUUCACUGCCAGUUCAAGGUGUUUGCCAGAUUUUGGAUACUGUGCUUACCAGUUUUCGUGGGUGAUAUUCUUCUUUCUCUUUUGAAUAAACAUUGAAUUUAGCUACUCAUAUGAACUGGCCUUUUGUCAUGAUUGACUGGCUUUUGGUCAUGAUUGAUGUCACCUUAAGGAUGUUGAUGGCAUGUUUCGGUGGUUGUCCUAUUACGUUGUUCCCGUUAACCCUCCUAGUGUCGAUGACUGAUUAGAUUGGUGGUGUUGUGGCUGAUUUAAUCGUCCAUCAUAAUUUGAGUUCCUAUUUCGAUUGAUUUAUCAUGUUUUUUAUAUCGCCAAACAUUUCAACUUCUUUACAAAUUUGUUCUACUUCCUAUUUUAGCAUUUUACUUUCUGAAAAUGUAUAGGUUAUGGCCUUCACUUGCUUGGUUUGCCUUUUCUCGAGCUUUAUCGAACAUAAUAUAAAAUCAUAUAAUUUCUCCCGAUGCCCCAGGCUAUUUGUUAUCCACUCUUGGAGGGUCAAUCGUGACCGAGAUUUUGUGUAUCUGUCCUGACUGAUAAAGCUAAGAGUUUGCACAUGAAGAAUGUCUGGUCAUUUUGUUGGUACAGUCUAAAGAGAAAGAAGUGGAUUAUUAUGGAAAGAAUUUGACAGCUGUAAAGUGGGAAAGUAAAUUAUUAUUUGUUUGAUUGAAAAUAAAUCCUUAUGAAUUGGGAGAAAAAAAAAUUAUUUUGAAAAUAAUGAAAAA
This is a messenger RNA of Aplysia californica (California sea hare), 2184 nucleotides long. Its product is annotated as growth factor receptor-bound protein 2. Gene Ontology annotation, molecular function: protein binding. The coding region runs from base 262 to 915 and encodes 217 amino acids. The record is from RefSeq and is a predicted model, not a curated record. Lineage: Eukaryota; Metazoa; Mollusca; Gastropoda; Aplysiida; Aplysiidae. The transcript is spliced from 5 exons.